UUCGCACGUUAUAUCCGUCGCACUAUAGAGUGCGACAUCGCAAAAAAGUUGACCAAGUUUGAAGAUUUGUAGCGCGCGACGAGCGAUUUACUGCGAUCCUAUCUAUAGAUGCGAUGUCGUUAUAAACAAAGAGGAUCUCUUUGGUUAUAAAUAAACGUGCAACGACAUCGAUCCGAGAGUGAUAUUGUCAUUAAAUUAUAAAAUUGCAAUAAAUGGUAAAUAUGCAAUAAAUGAUGUUAGGUUUCGUAAUCGCGCAUCGCGUUUAUAUGAAUAGGUAAAAAAUCCUAUUCUCGCGAUUCGUCGCAUAUCGCGUGUCGCGUCAUCACGCUGGUGUUACUGAGACUGAGAGAGAGAGAGAUUGCGGUGGAACGAGUUAAACAGUAUUUAGAUCAUGUGCCGACUGAAAAUACAAUGGGCACUAAUCAACCUUACGCGUGGCCUAGUCAAAGUGUUGUGGAAUUAAAAAAGUUGUUUUGAUGUACAGGAACCAUUUAGUGCCAUCGUUGAAAGAGAUAACAUUCGUUACUCGACCAGCGGAAAAAAUAGACGUCGUUGGUCGCACCGGUGCUGGAAAAAGUUCGUUACUAGCUUCGUUGUUUAGACUGACAGAGAUCAGUUCUGGGAGUAUAUUAAUCGACAACGUGAAUAUUCAAACGUUACAACUGAACACAUUAAGAUCCCGUUUAGCAAUUAUACCUCAGAAUCCGUUUCUUUUCUCGGGUACUAAUCGAGAGAAUGUGGAUCCGUUGGAUCAGUAUACCUAUAUGCACAUAUAUACAAAACCUUUGAGAAAUGUAAAGUGCAUUCUUUUUUUCAUCGAUUGGAUGGUUUGGAUGCAGUCUUGGAUGAAGGUGGUAGUAAUCUCAGCACUGGGCAGAGACAAUUGUUCUGCUUAGUCAGAGCUGUGCUACACAAUGCGAAGGUACUUCUUAUCUGUAAUAUUCGAGAAAGCAAUUGUUCGUGUAUUAAUAACUUGAUAUUUAUUUAUCUCUGUGAAAUUAGUCUCUUUUUCUUAUUUUCUCAU
Messenger RNA from Nylanderia fulva, 1024 nucleotides. RefSeq names its product ABC transporter C family member 9-like. Gene Ontology annotation, cellular component: membrane. The record is from RefSeq and is a predicted model, not a curated record. Gene Ontology annotation, molecular function: ATP binding; ATP hydrolysis activity; ATPase-coupled transmembrane transporter activity. Gene Ontology annotation, biological process: transmembrane transport. Lineage: Eukaryota; Metazoa; Arthropoda; Insecta; Hymenoptera; Formicidae.